UAUGUUAUAAUGUAAUUCACUUCUCCCGUCAGAGAAUAUGGACUAGCACGACCUAGAACUGUAAUCUAGACCAUUCAGUUUCACACUAAAACAAUAAAUAACUCGCGCCAAGUCGAGGCAGGGUCCCGCGAGGACGAGGUCGCUGUUGGGAAAGGGACUGUGAGAUUUCCUUCCUUCCUUGUGCUAUUACUUAUUUCGUGAAAUUGGCUGGUGUGGAGGAAACACAACUCGGUUCAACAGUUCAUUUUAAAGUCAUUAACAUUUUGAUGCACGGCCUGCCGGAGAGCGGCAUUUAGACCGCAACGUUCGUUUAGAUAAGGCCAUUUUCAUCUUCCGAUAGUUUUAUUACUGGCGUGCUUUACAUACUGAGGUUUGUCCUGAUAGACACCACAACAUGGAGGAAGAGAUGAAAUACAGUUUUCAGACAGGAGUGAGGAACACAUUCGGAGUGGUGGAUUAUGUUCUGUUCGGCUUACUUCUCUGUGUAUCUGCAGGCAUCGGUCUGUUCUACGCCAUCAAAGACAGGAGGAAACAAAACAUUAAGGAUUUCCUGUUGGCGGGAGGGAACAUGAGUGCCAUUCCCGUGGCCUUGUCCCUCCUGGCGAGUUUCAUGUCGGCCAUCACGUUGCUAGGGACGCCAGCAGAGAUGUACAAUUAUACGACUAUAUACUAUUGGAUAGGACUGGGCUACUUCUUCACCAUCGGGGCUGCUGCUCACAUUUAUAUACCGGUCUUUUACAGGCUUCGGGUCACUAGUGCCUACCAGUACCUGGAAAUGAGAUUUGGUAGACCUACACGAUCACUCAUAUCCAUUGUUUACGUCAUUCAGAUGGUGCUGUACAUGUCCAUCGUUCUGUAUGCCCCGUCACUCGCCAUGAAUGCUGUGACUGGAUUCACCUUGUGGGGUUCCGUUUGGGCGGUCGGACUUGUCUGUAUCUUCUACACAACAAUCGGCGGUAUGAAGGCAGUGUUAUGGACCGAUACGUUCCAGGUUGGAGUGAUGCUGGCAGGUUUGUGUACCAUCCUAAUACAGGGUUCGAUAGAGGUCGGAGGAUUCUCCAAAGCAUGGCAAUUAUCCGUGGACAGCGGAAGAGUCCUGUUUGAUGACUUUAACCCUGACCCUAUAGUCCGGCACAGUGUCUGGUCGUGUGUGUUCGGAGGCGCUAUAACGUGGUUGGCUGUGUAUGGUGCGAAUCAGGCCCAGAUACAGAGAGCUAUCACUUGUCCUACACUGCGGAAGGCACAGAUGGCCUACUGGUUUAACUUUCCCGGACUGUGUGUGAUACUUUACCUAUGUUGUUUUAUUGGUACCGUCGCUUACGCAUUCUACAGAACCUGUGAUCCAAAGACGUUCGGGCUCAUCAGCGCAUCCGAUCAGUUGUUGCCACUUUUCGUCAUGGAUGUUCUUGGGAAGAUGCCUGGCAUUCCUGGAAUAUUUGUCUCCUGUAUAUUCAGUGGAGCACUGAGCACACUAUCGUCCGGUCUCAACUCCAUAGCCGCUGUACUGCUAGAAGACGUAGUCAAGGUCUUUUGCGUGUCUGACAUUAGCGAACAGAGGGCAACCAAUGCAUCCAAGCUCAUCGCAUUGGUAGCAGGAUUUGUCUGUCUCGGCUUGACAUACGUGGCUUCCAUGCUUGGUGGAGUUCUACAGGCUGCCCUUGCACUGUUCGGGAUGCUUGGAGGACCUAUACUUGGCGUUUUCACACUCGGGAUCAUUUUUCCGUGGGCAAAUCAAAAGGGUGCCCUAACCGCUGUAUCCUCAGGUGUGAUCUUCAUGUUGUGGAUCGGUGUUGGUUACCAGGUACAUAAACCGCCCGUCGCCACUUUCUCGGUCACCAGUCUGAUUGGCUGUAAUUGGAACCUUACACGUGAUCAGUCCGACACCAACUUCACACAGCCAUUGGGAGAUAUUCUAAGUAAUGCCACAGCCACGGAGUACUCUACAUGGGAUCCGUUCGUCCGCCUGUACUCUCUAUCCUACCUUUGGUACAGUGCCACAGCCAUGUUGUAUGUGAUCAGUGUUGGUCUCAUUGUCAGCUUCGCUACAGGCAAAACAGACGCCAAGUCACUCGACCCUAAGCUGAUGUGUCCAAUAUUUGAUGUCUUCCUGCCAUUUCUACCUGAAAAAGUUCGCAAGCCUCUACGUUUUGGAGUGGACUAUUCGAAGAUGAAGGAGCAAACCGAGGAAAGCGAUCGUGACGAAAUGGAGGUAUUUGUUGAUAAAAAUGGCCAAGAGAUGACAGACGUCAACGGGAUACCUUCCUGACCACGCGGUCGAUGAUAGAAGAAGCAAUUAUACACUAGUUGAUAAAUACAUUAUUUUAUAGAAGACAAUUGCUCAAAAACGGAAUCAUUUUGUCAAACAGGAAUAUCUGUCUGUUUUGUUCAUGUCUUUAUGACCGUAAUGCCUAUACGAAGA
Molecule: messenger RNA, 2419 nt
Organism: Pecten maximus
Lineage: Eukaryota; Metazoa; Mollusca; Bivalvia; Pectinida; Pectinidae
Product: sodium-coupled monocarboxylate transporter 2-like
Exons: 15
Coding region: 395-2266 (623 amino acids)
Biological process (GO): transmembrane transport; sodium ion transport
Cellular component (GO): membrane
Molecular function (GO): symporter activity
Source: RefSeq, a predicted model, not a curated record